Neoarius graeffei (lesser salmon catfish) is the source of this 6714-nucleotide messenger RNA. RefSeq names its product phospholipid-transporting ATPase ABCA1-like. The record is from RefSeq and is a predicted model, not a curated record. Bases 1 to 6714 code for a protein of 2237 amino acids. Gene Ontology annotation, biological process: lipid transport; transmembrane transport. NCBI's taxonomy places the organism in Eukaryota, Metazoa, Chordata, Actinopteri, Siluriformes, Ariidae. The transcript is spliced from 49 exons. Gene Ontology annotation, cellular component: membrane; intracellular membrane-bounded organelle. Gene Ontology annotation, molecular function: ATP hydrolysis activity; lipid carrier activity; ABC-type transporter activity.
AUGGGUCUCCUGGUGCAGCUUAGACUUCUGCUCUGGAAGAACUUCACUUUGCGCAAAAGACAGAAGUUGCGGUUGGUAAUUGAGCUAAUAUGGCCUCUGUUCCUGUUUUUCAUUCUGGUGUGGGUGAGAUCCACCAAUCACCCUGUCCACAAAGGCCAGUGCCACUACCUCAACAAGCCGAUGCCCUCAGCUGGGGUGUUGCCAUGGUUACAGGGCAUAGUCUGCAACAUCCAGAAUCCAUGUAUCAGUGAGCUAACACCUGGAGAAACCCCUGGCCAGGUCAACAACUUCAACGACUCCAUCAUUGCAAAAGCAUUAAUAGAGGUUCAGACUCUCUUCAUGGACUCGUCCCUGCUGUCUAGCAUCAAACUUCUCUCUGAUGAUAUGAACAAAUGGACGUCUAUCCUUGAGAAUUUCAAUACAGACAAAGCUCGCCCAAUUCCUUUGCGUAGUGUGCUGAAAGAUAAUGAGACACUCUCCGAGUACCUGAAGAGCAACCUGUCAGUAUCAAGUGCAACUGCCCGGAGGCUGAUGAGUGUGAAGCUCCAACUCAAUCAGUUACCUGCUCUCUCACGUGAGACGGACUUGCGCUCCACUCUGUGUAACUCCUCUAUUGACCGCUUCCUGGAGUUUAACUCAACAAGUCAGAGACAGGAAUUCCAGAACAUCACAUGCUCCCUGACAUCGGAUCAGCUUCAGCAGACCAGAGCAGUUCUCGUGCAAAAUCUGGACAACCAAAAACUCAUGGCUGCUGUGCCUUUAGCACUGAAUCUGAACCCUGCAGAUUUUGCUACUCUGCUGGCCAACACUGGUGCUCAUGCAGCCCCUCUGGCAAAUCAGGUGUCUAAAUUCCAGACGACAUCCAUCAUCAAUGACAUGGACUCUCUGGACUUCCGCUCAAAUCCUUUCGGCAGUUUGACUCUGUUCAUGUGUGGUGGGAAUUCAAGCUCCAAUACCAGCCGUGCAAAGCCAGUUGUUCAAUUGCCACCACAAGCCACAUUCUCAGUAAACUCAACCUCAUCCAAAGGCAACUCAAGUGAAUUCUGUCAGAAUUUGAUUGACACUUUGAAAGGCACACCCGCCCUGCGUCUUUUCUGGACUAGUCUCCGCCCACUUCUUCAGGGACAAAUCCUCUACACUCCGGACACGCCCUUUACGCAGCAGGUUAUGGCAGAGGCCAACAGCACCUUCAACGCUCUGGCUAAAGUCGGUGAACUGGCUGAUACUUGGCUGGAAAAUGAGGACGAGAUCUGGAACUUCUUCCAGAACAGCAGGCAAAUCAACAUGGUCCGGGCUCUGCUGCAAAACCCCCUCUUUUCAGCAAUUCUUGAUCAGCGGUUGAAUGGAACCAGAUGGUCUUCAGCACUUAUCGCUAAUUUUCUGUUCAACGGUGAUGAAAAAGACCGGCUUGCAGGGAUGCUGGCAUUCGACUGGAGAAACGUCUUCAACACCACCAGUCAAGUUGCGAGACUCAUCAAGCAGGUCAUGGAGUGCUUCAAUCUGGACAAGUUUGAGGCCGUGGCCAGUGAGAAAUUGUUGGUGGAACGGGCCCUCGAACUGCUUGAUCAGGAGAAAUUUUGGGCUGGAGUAGUUUUUACAGACCUGGAUGCCGGCAACCCAUCACUCAUCAGAUACAAGAUCCGCAUGGAUGUCGAGGAAACCGAGAGGACGGAUAAGAUUAAAGACAGGUCCUGGUUUCCAUCGGCUCGUGAUAACCCCUUUAACGACCUACGCUAUGUGAGAGGAGGUUUUGUGUAUCUUCAGGACAUGCUGGACCGUGCUAUCGUCCAAACACACACAGGUGUCAAGGAAACUCUGGGUGUCUAUUUGCAGCAGAUGCCGUAUCCAUGCUAUGUGGAUGAUGCCUUUGUGUCAUCCAUUGCCACCAUCCUACCAAUGUUCCUGGUGCUGACCUUCAUAUAUACGGUGUGCCAGACCAUCAAAGGUCUGGUCCUGGAGAAGGAGCUGCGGCUGAAGGAAGUUCUCCGAGUGGUGGGUGUGGGAAAUGGAGCGCUCUGGUUCUCCUGGUUCAUGGAGAACAUAACUGUGCUAACGGUGCCAUGCACACUGAUUAGCAUAAUGCUGAAGUACGGGAAAGUUCUGAGAUAUAGUGACCCAUCAGUGAUCUUCGUGUUCCUGCUGGUGUUCUGUAUAGCCACUGUCAUGCAGUGCUUCUUCAUCAGUGUCUUUUUCUCAAGAGCAAAUCUGGCUGCUGCCUGCGGUGGACUUAUCUACUUCCUGCUCUACCUGCCCCAUGUGCUCUGUUACGCCUGGAGAGAUGUCUUGACCUUCCCAAUCAAGCUUGCUACGAGCCUGCUGUCAUGUGUGGCGUUUGGUUAUGGCUGUGAGAAUUUUGCACGAUAUGAAGAGCAGGGCAUUGGCAUUCAGUGGAACAACAUCAUGCUCAGCUCUCAGGAUGAUGACCCUUACACCUUCAUCGUCUCGAUCAUCAUGAUACUGAUUGACGCUGUGCUGUACUGGAUACUCACCUGGUACAUUGAAAACGUCUUCCCAGGGCAGUAUGGAAUUCCCAGACCUUGGUAUUUCCCAUUAACCUCCUCAUACUGGUGUGGGACACCAGCUGGUGUGGACGUAGAGUCAGAUCAUCUCGAUGCACUGGAGGAGCAGAAUGGUUACCUGGAAAAACCUCCUGCUAACCUGAAAGCAGGUGUGUCUAUAAGGAACUUGGUGAAGAUUUAUAAGACUGGAAAGAAACUGGCUGUGGAUAAACUCACUCUGGACUUCUACCAAGACCAGAUCACAUCAUUCUUAGGACACAAUGGUGCAGGAAAAACUACUACUAUGUCCAUUCUCACUGGACUCUUCACCCCAACAUCCGGCACGGCUUACAUUAAUGGCUUCGAUAUCCGCAAGGACAUGGACAAUAUACGCAAGACGCUUGGCAUGUGCCCACAACACAACGUCUUAUUUAAUGACCUCACUGUGGAGGAGCACAUUUAUUUCUAUGCCCGUCUCAAGGGCAGAAGCUCCAAGGAAGUCAAACAGGAAAUAGAUCAAAUGAUCAAAGAUGUAGGGCUGCCACAUAAGCGCAAGGAUCUCGCCAAGAACCUUUCAGGUGGGAUGCAGAGGAAGUUGUCGGUUGCCAUAGCAUUUGUGGGUGGCUCCAACGUAGUGAUUCUGGACGAACCGACAGCUGGAGUGGAUCCGUAUGCCAGGAGGGGAAUCUGGGAACUGCUGCUAAAAUAUAAAAUGGGACGUACCAUCAUUCUGUCCACGCACCACAUGGACGAGGCAGAUAUUUUAGGUGAUCGCAUCGCCAUCAUCUCCCAUGGCAAGGUCUGCUGCUGUGGCUCCUCCCUCUUCCUGAAGAAGACCUAUGGCAGUGGCUAUUACCUCACUCUUGCACGGGCUAAUCAGGACAUAAUGACAUCACAACGCCAUACAGGGUGCAAACAGCCCAGUGAUGCCUCCAGUUUAGAUGAAGGGAUUGGUUCAGCAAGCAUCAGCACCAUGGAACCUGCAGAUGUAGCAGAUGUCUCUUCUGUCAUACGCUUGCACGUCCCGGAGGCAGAGUUCCUCGAGGUGAUAGGUCAGGAGUUGGUGUAUGUGUUGCCAUAUGCUAGCUCAAAAGAUGGCAGCUUUGCCUCGCUUUUCAAAGAGCUUGAUUUGGAGAGAGAGCAGCUGGGGAUCAGUAGCUACGGGAUCUCAGACACCAGCUUAGAGGAGAUAUUUCUGAAAGUGGCAGAAGAGACAGGAGUUGAUGUGGAAAGCAAUGGGAAGGGAGAGAUUCUUCAGAGAGACUGGAAGAGAAGCUCUAAAGAGUCUAAAUCACGUCGGAUGAGUUGGGCCAUGGAGCACAGAGACAGUACUGAUUCUAAACAAGCAGAAAAGAAAGAAAGGUUCUCCAAUCGAGUCGAAGAUGGUCAGCGGCCUGCGUGUGUGAAUGGCAAAGGUUCAUAUGUUAUCACCGGCUGGCCUCUGAUCAGGCAUCAGUUCCUGGCGUUGUUUAUAAAGCGGUUUCACCACGCAAGAAGAAGCAGAAAAGGAAUCAUUGCUCAGGUGGUGCUCCCAGCGCUGUUUGUGUGUCUCUCUCUGAUUUUCUCUCUGAUUGUCCCACCAUUUGUGGAGUACCCCAGUCUGGAACUGCAACCCUGGAUGUAUGGAAAACCACAGAACACUUUCUACAGUGCUGACAGGAUGGAUGUGGACGAGGCGGUGAGGGUAACACGUGCUCUCCUUUCUGAACCAGGCUUUGGCACCCGCUGUAUGGAUGGCAACCCUAUACCUAAAUACCCAUGCACUCCUUUGGGAGCGACAGACUGGUUCACUCCUUCGGUAGACCCCGUCAUCCUUGAGAUCUUUAAGAAUGGAAACUGGAGCAUGCAGAAUCCAUCUCCAGAUUGCCAGUGCAGCACUCCCAAACGCAAAAUCAUGCUGCCAGACUGCCCUCCUGGUGCUGGAGGAUUACCACCACCCCAGAAAACUCAGAACACCACAGACACCCUGCAGGACCUCACAGGUCGAAAUAUGACUGACUUCUUGCUCAAGACCUAUGCAAAGUCUGGAAAAAUACGGUAUGGAGGGAUCUCAGUUGGAGCUAUAAACUCUCAGGUCAAACUCAAUGAAUCUGAGAUCAUUGUACUUCUUUCAGACCUCAAGACUUUCUUCAACUCAUCACAGAACAACAUAACUGAGAGGUUCUUCCAGGACUUGGAAAUAUUACUGGUAGAUUUGGGAACGAAGGACAAUGUAAAAGUGUGGUUCUAUAACCAGGGAUGGCAUGCAAUAGUAUCAUUCCUGAAUGUUGCCACUAAUGCCAUCCUCAGAGGAAAUCUUCCAGCUGGUGUGCAGCCCAAACUGUAUGGCAUUUCAGCCUUUAAUCAUCCGCUUAACCUCACCAAACAGCAGCUCACCACCACAUUGAUGUCAAGCUCUACAGAUGUGGUGGUGGCGAUCUGUGUGAUCUUCGCCAUGUCGUUUAUCCCUGCCAGCUUUGUCCUCUUUCUCAUUCAAGAGCGUGUCAGCAAAGCAAAACAUCUGCAGUUUGUCAGUGGAGUCAAUCCAGCUGCGUACUGGGUGGCCAACUUCACCUGGGACAUGUGUAAUUAUGUCGUCCCAUGUCUCAUCGUCAUUGUCAUCUUCCUCUGCUUCCAACAAAAAGCGUAUGUUUCGCCUCAGAACCUUCCUGCACUUGUCCUGCUGUUGGUGCUCUAUGGGUGGGCAAUCACACCAAUGAUGUACCCGGCCUCAUUUGUGUUCAGUAUUCCCAGCACGGCAUAUGUGGUUCUCACCUGCAUCAAUCUCUUCAUUGGCAUCAACGGCAGCAUUGCCACCUUCGUCAUGGAGCUGUUCAAUGACACGAACAUCACUAAUAUCAAUAACAUAGUGAAGCAAGUGUUGUUGAUCUUCCCUCACUUCUGUCUGGGUCGUGGCCUGAUUGACAUGGCCAAGAAUCAGGCCAUGGCAACAUUCUUCAUCAGUCUGGGAGAGGACAGGUUUGAAGAUCCCCUGAGCUGGAACAUGGUGGGGAAGAAUUUGUUUGCCAUGACAAUACAGGGUGUAGUCAUGUUUGGCUUCACCCUCCUCAUCCAGUACAAGUUCUUCUGUAAACCCAGGUUAAUCACUGGGCUGCCGAGAUCUGCAGGAGAAGAAGAUGAAGAUGUGGCUCGAGAGCGUGAGCGAGUGCAGAGAGGCAAAGCCCAGAAUGAUCUACUCAGGAUUUGUGACCUCACCAAGGUGUACUCGGGUAAAAAGGUUCCAGCAGUGGACAGGAUAACUGUGGGUGUCCCGGCUGCUGAGUGCUUCGGCCUACUGGGAAUUAAUGGGGCAGGAAAAACCACAACUUUUAAAAUGCUGACUGGAGACAUUCGACCCUCAGGUGGAGAAGCCUUCCUCAAUGGAUACAGUAUCCGUACAGAGAUGAGCCAGGUCCAUCAGAACAUGGGUUACUGUCCUCAGUUUGAUGCCAUUGAUGACCUCCUAACAGGACGAGAGCAUCUGGAGUUCUACGCACGCCUCAGGGGGGUGCCAGAGAGGGAGGUCACUAUGGUAGCAGAGUGGGGGAUUCAGAAACUGGGUCUAGUGAAAUACUCCAACAAAUCUGCGGGUACCUACAGCGGAGGAAACAAGCGCAAGCUAUCUACAGCUAUGGCUCUGAUUGGCUGCCCACCUCUUGUCUUUCUGGAUGAGCCGACCACAGGGAUGGAUCCUAAAGCUCGCCGUUUCCUGUGGGACUGCAUCCUCAGUGUGAUCAAAGAGGGUCGCUCAGUCAUCCUCACCUCACACAGUAUGGAGGAGUGUGAGGCUUUGUGCACUCGGAUGGCCAUCAUGGUCAAUGGCCAAUUUAAGUGUUUGGGCAGCAUUCAACAUCUAAAGAGCAGGUUUGGUGACGGUUACACUGUAAUCGUACGUGUCCAAGGCAGUCCAGCUGAUCUGAGUGCGGUUGAGGAGUUUGUGACUCAGACGUUUCCUGGCAGCGUGUUGAAAGAGAAACACCACAACACACUGCAGUAUCAGAUGCCCCACAAAGAGGGUGCUCUCUCACAUAUCUUCAGCCAGUUCAGCAGAAACCAACACACACUGGGAGUUGAGGACUACUCAGUCUCUCAAACCACGCUGGAUCAGGUGUUUGUGAAUUUUGCACGACAGCAGCAUGAUGCUGAAGACCGUGUGUACGAGAAUCCUGUAGAUUUGAGUGACGAAAUACCGAUGCAAACACACACACAAACAUACAGAAUAAAGACUGAGGAAUGA